Messenger RNA from Epithele typhae, 1107 nucleotides. RefSeq lists its product as uncharacterized. The transcript has 10 exons. NCBI's taxonomy places the organism in Eukaryota, Fungi, Basidiomycota, Agaricomycetes, Polyporales, Epitheliaceae. The record is from RefSeq and is a predicted model, not a curated record. The coding region runs from base 1 to 1107 and encodes 368 amino acids.
AUGUCAUCUGCGGAGGUCGAUGCAAUCGUCACCUUUUUCUCUGAAGAGAUCUUGGCGACGUAUUGCCAGAUGUCGGUUGGAGCCCUCUAUUUCUAUGACUGGCUGAUACUCUUCGACAAAGAGACUUCUCUAUUCUGGCGACGCCCCAUCACCGGUGCCGGCGCACUAUACUUCCUCAACAAUUCUUACAUAUUAUGGGCUGUGUUCUCCGGUCUACGGGCCUUCGUUCUGAGCCAGAGCUGGAUGAUCGGCACUUUGGUGCUCAUCCUCUCUUGUGCGCCAAUAGGCGUCAACUAUACCCAGUUAGGAUUCCACUACUCGGGUCUGCCCGAACCUCUGGUGGGGUGUCUCAACGAGACCGAGUACCCGCCGAACCUGUCGACUCACUCGGGCCCCAAUGUUUCCGUAGUUAUCGUCCUUGCCAGGGCGCCGCUCAUUGUGGCAGAUAUCAUUAUCAUAGCCAUCAGUUGGUGGAGGCUGCGUGGGCAGCUUACUUGGUCUCAAGCUCUCUUCACGAAGCGGCUCACGCUGGCCAAGGUUUUUCUGCGAGAUGGUAACGUUGAAGAGCUUUACGCGGUCCUUGGAGCAACUGCUGAACGACUCUCUUCCCACCCACCAGGUACCAUAUAUUUCAUAGUGUUACUAGUAUUCAACGUCCUCCACAUGGCAUUUAGCUUAACAUCUGUCUUCAGCGGCGGAGGGGAAGGAAGCAACAUCACCGCAUUCACCGAUCCGAUCACGGCCAUCUUGAUCUCGCGCUUCCUGCUGAACAUCCAAGAGGCCAACUUGAAGCCGGUGCACUUUUCGACCGAGGACUCGCCCAUCUUCACUUCUCGCUCGACCCUCGGCCGACCCCGCGCUGCGGGAGAUGGCGGGACCGCGACGCUCAGGUUCGCGCGGUUCGUCGACUCCAUCGGGGCCGAACUGGAGCCCGAAGACUUCCUGUCCGGGCUCAGCAGUGGAUCAUGGAAGGGCUCGGAGAAUAUGGCCAUGAUGGAAGAAGUCGGGGACGCAGACGGUGAUCGGAGGAGGGGCGAGGAAGGGUUCGACGAUGCGCCGGCGCAUGAUAUACUGGAAAUCUACGAAGUUCCCCGCGAUGUCAAAUGA